Molecule: messenger RNA, 5543 nt
Organism: Syngnathoides biaculeatus (alligator pipefish)
Lineage: Eukaryota; Metazoa; Chordata; Actinopteri; Syngnathiformes; Syngnathidae
Gene: leng8
Product: leukocyte receptor cluster (LRC) member 8
Exons: 15
Coding region: 292-2805 (837 amino acids)
Cellular component (GO): nucleus
Source: RefSeq, a predicted model, not a curated record
GCCAAGCUGCCAUUUUGUAUUCGUGAACCAAGUCAGUCCAAGUUGUGUGGGGAAGACGGAGUCCAUUCUAUCAUUUGUGGUGCUGUUAGACUUAUAUAUUGAAUUAAAUCAGCGUAAAAGGUACAUUCACGUUCUGCAGUACAGACAGUGUAGUUCGCCGACAGUUUAUCAGCUGUAUUUUUCUGCAUGUUAGGAUUUAGCCCAGGUAGCUAACAGUGUUGGGCUAGAUCCGGCGCUAGCGGUUGGGCUAGCGAAAAGGAAGCCGUCCAAGCUAGCGUCAAGCUAGCUUUGAUGAGAGCUGAAAUGGCGGCCAACACGGCACAAGCAGGCCCGAAAAAUAACUGGGCUUAUAGCGGUGGUGCUGUAGAGAAUCACGUUCAAGAGAACCCAGAAUGGGAGAAAGCAAGGCAAGCACUUGCUUCAAUUAGCAAAAGUCAGAGCAAUGCGAAGACAAGCCAAGCCAACCGGGCAGCAGUCGAGUUUCAGGCAGGUGUGAACGACGCCGCCAUGCAACAACAGCAAUAUUAUCAAUGGUACCAGCAAAAUCAGCCUCAGUAUCCAGGAUACACAUACCCCUAUCACCACCACCACUACUACUACCACCCAAUGAAUCCAUAUGCAGUUGGAUAUCCACAAAAUCAGUAUGCCGUUCCCCCAGGUCCGUACCCAACACCACCAACGUCAAAUGGACAGCCACCUCCGGUGCCUGGAAUGGAAGACCAACCCCCCAACUAUGCCUCUCAACCUCAACUCCCGUCCACUCCUCAACCACCCCAAAGCCCAACCACCUCAGAAAAAACUGCUGCUGCUCCUCCUCCGCCACCCUUGCCUCCUCCGCCCAAUUCCCAGUACCCCCCUCCUCCACCGCACAAUACGUACAAUUCCAACAAUUCCAUGCCAUAUCCACACGGGGAUCCCAACCAGAUGCAGGGUUACAACUCUUGCCCUGGAAGGCCCAACUAUGGAGCUGGCUUUCAGGCCCAGAACAACUUUCAAGUUCCACAGAGUCCAUCCCAGCAGCAACCAGUACAGUAUGGAGCAGGAAUAGGCAGAGGAGAGGCUAAUAAACCUAAAAACCAAAACCAAGGACAACAACUGUGGCAUCGGAUGAAACAGUCACCUGGUACUGCCCCCAUGAAGUUCAAUAUUCCCAAGAGGCCUUAUCAGGUCACCACUUCUAACCAGGCAUUCUCACAAAAUGAGCAGCCUGCUGGACUCAGUCCAGACCCAUCCUCUCCAGUGAAUGCAAGCGCUGCACCUCAGACACGACCCCAGGACUGGCCGCCAGCCAUGAAGGAGUAUGUCCAGCGCUGUUUCACUGCCUGUGAGAGUGAGGAGGACAAAGAUCGCACGGAGAAGGUGCUGAAGGAAGUUCUGCAGGACCGCUUAAAGGAUGGAUCCGCUUACACUAUUGACUGGGACCGUGAACCACUGCCAGAUUUAAAGGGUAAGCAAUCUCGCUGGCAUGCCGUCCCAAGAAGUGUUGAUGCUUCAGCGAGUCGAGGUGGAAGUGCAGCAGCUGCAUCACGAGGCAGGGGUGGCGGUCAAAGAUUGGGUCACUACAGGAAUAUCUUUUCUCAGCGGAGUCCCUCUUCUAGUUCUUCACACUCCUCUUCGCGCUCCCCCUCCCCAACUCACAGCAGACACCGCGACCGAAGCAACCAAAGACAUCGGCGCAGUGAUUCUGGCUCACAGUCAGACAACAGCCUUUCCAGUGAUCUCCGACCUCAGCUGUCAAGACGAAACCAAAAAGGUGGUCGUGGUCGCGGCAACGACAGGGAUCGAGGGCAUGCGGGAGAGAGGGGGCGAGGAAGAGGCGGAAAAGCUAGGGGCAGGAGAAACAUGGAUGACUCCAAUACACCUGGUGGUAAGAAGAGAAAAGGUGGAAAUGCUGGUUUGGAUUUCCAUGACCCUGACAGGGAAGCCAAAAAGCAGAGCAGAGCAGCACGUUUCCAGAAGCAGCUUCGCUCAGAGCCCCUAGUGCUGUCUAUUAAUUCCCUGGACCUUCCUGAUGGGACACAGGAGGGUCUCAGCUGGGAAGACUGUCCCAUUGUUGGGACAUGUCAAGACAUCACAAAACCUUACCUGAGGCUCACCUGUGCCCCAGACCCCGCCACUGUUCGCCCUAUUCAUGUGUUAAAAAAAUCUUUACAGGCCGUGAAAGCUGACUGGAAAACCAAACAGGACUAUCCUUAUGCUUGUGAACAGAUGAAGUCCAUACGACAGGACCUCACUGUCCAAGGAGUUCGUACAGAAUUCACCGUGGAAGUGUACGAGUGUCAUGCACGCAUUGCCCUGGAAAAGGGCGACCAUGAGGAAUUCAACCAGUGCCAGACGCAGCUGAAGUCCCUCUACAAGGACAACCCGUCGGAGAACGUCGGAGAGUUUACAGCAUAUCGCUUGUUGUACUACAUCUUUACCAAAAACUCUGGAGAUCUCAUCACUGAGCUGGUGUACUUGACUACGGCACUUAAGGCGGACGUGUGUGUUGCUCACGCUCUCGCUCUGCGCGCUGCCUGGGCUCUAGGAAACUACCGUCGUUUCUUCAAGUUGUAUCUGGAAGCUCCGCGUAUGGCUUCGUACCUCAUCGACAAGUUUGUUGAAAGGGAACGAAAGAUUGCACUUCGGGCCAUAGUCAAAACAUUUAGGCCCGACUUGCCGGUGGAGUAUGUGCAAUCCACACUAGGCUUCCCUUCUUUAGACUCCUGUAUGGAGUUCCUUACUGGGUUGGGUGUCACAUUCACGCCCUCAGACCCCCUAAGGAUAGACUGCAAAAGCAGCACCACUGCUCUAGCUGCCUCCUGAGAGGAUGGGAGUAGUGCAUUUCAAGGGUGGCACAUAGUCAGGGGGUGGUAGAGAUCCAGAGUAUUGACUAAAUGCAGUGGGUGCACUUUAUGAUACCUCAGCCAGUUCUGAAAGAUGCAGACCAGGAACCACAUAGAUACAACCUAUUUAGAACACUGACGAGAAGUCCCAAACAUAUUUAGAACACUGAUAAAAAGUCCCGUGUGAGAUAAAAGUUUAGAAUCCAGAAGACAUCUAGACCAGUUACACAGAUGACACUGUCCUAUACACACACACACACACACACGCAUACACAGCCAAGUUGUUUCAAUUACAAUAGGGAUGGCAGAAAAACCCAAAUUAAUUUGAGAUUCUCCCCAGCUGCUUCCAUUAAGCAAUACUUUAGAGGCCAAAAAGUCACACAGCCACACGAGGGAGGGCAUUGAUGCGAUGGUUCCUGUUCCAUUAGCCCUGUCAGAUGUCAACGCUAACAGUGUCCUGUUAUGUUUUUUUCCUUCCUCAAGUCAACAGCUCCAAGACCUCAAGUCUCAAGGAGAAGAGAUCCAGCUAUUCCAAGUCAUGUUUGUAGAAGACCACAGAACCGGAUUCAAUUCCAAAGAGACUGUGACACACACACAAAAACACGAAGAUCCCCAGUAUGGUUGCCAAGAAGAAGAAGAGGAGGAGGAAGUGAAGCUGUGGUUUGUAUGUCCUGUCUACUUCAUGCCUGGUUCCUGAAGGUGUCUACACUUUGGCUUCUCAUCCAGUUCCUGGUCCACAAUAGCUUAAGGAGAGUUUGGGACUCGAUUUUACUUCCAAGUUCAGUCACUGUGACAAGUCAGAAGGCAAGGACUCUUGAGCUGGAGCUAGUGUCGUCGGUGUUCGAGUUUCCAACUCUGAAGCUACGGAUCUCGAGGAGUCUACUCAACCCCAGGUGGAAGCUCCUUACGCCCGCUCUUCGCCCACAGUGCUCGCCCCCUUCCUCAGCUCAGAAGGCGGUCACGCAAUGUGGCCUUCGUGGUGGGAGAGAGCGAUGGCAUCGUGGUUUGUAUGCAGUGCAUAUGGCUCUCGUUUUUGCAACAAAAGCUGGUAAGAAAUGGACUCUGCGGAACGCCUGCAAAAUGUCAUGAAUCCCUCCCUUCAAAUUAGAUUUUUCUGCAGGUUGGACAGCAGUCUGUGCCCUUUAAAGGGUCACUGCAUGCUCUUGCAAGUCCUGUUUUGAAACACAUUGAAAACAGUCUAAAUUUUCACAAUUUGUCACUUUCUAAUGGUCUCGUAGCCAUGAAAUCUUUCAAUUGUUCAGUCAAAUUAAUGAAAGUGACAUGGCAACUGCCAGAAAACCAGCCUGCAUUCAAAGUACAUAGUCAUUCAUAGAUUUGAAAAUUGUUAAGGGACUGCUGAGGCAUUUUAAGAAACUGCAUUUUUUUUUUUCUAUGAAAAAAACUGUAAAUAUUGUAUGAUCUUUGCUGUGGUUCAUUCUGCAGCGGUUUUGUAGCAUAGGUGUAUUCAUCCACACAUGGUAAGUGUUCAGUUUUCUAUUGCUGUGUGUACAGAGCAGUGUGCUGUAUGGUCCCAGUCAAUUUUUUUUUUUUUUUUUUUUAAUUAAAAAAAAUUCCUCCAGAGGCGUAAUAUAGGGGUGGGGAAUCUGCGGUGCAUGGACCAUAUUGUUUACCCUUCAUGAAGCAAUUCAAGUUCUGAUGAGAGGAAAAAGAUCUUGUUUAAUCUCCAAAAUAUUUAAGCCGUAAACAUUCCCCGCCCCUCAUGUGAAAUAUUUUUAGCCAGCGGUGUGCAUUACCUGGUGUGGAAUUGGACAUUGUACUUUGUGUCAUGACAAUUUAUCUCAACAUGUCUUCUUUCUCCCCCCCCCCCCCCUGUUUUUUUUUUAUUUUUUGACUUGUUCUCCUCCUCGUCCCUGACCCACUCUGAACCCUUCCCUGAGGCAUCCCCCCCCCCCUCCCUUCUUCAGCCUUUCACACGGCUUACUGCAUUGCAGGAGCGCACAGAGGGAACAAGAUGCUGAGUGGGCUGAACCUCCUCCAGACAACAAGUGGGAGAGUCACUGAGCAAGUCCAGUCUCAUGCCUCUUGACAGCCUAGAUAGUUCCGUAUGAGCCUCUCACGUGCGAUUUAUGUGCUGUUUUUUCAAGUUAUUAUUUCUUACCCCUUUCUUUAUUUUAACAUGGUAGUUAUGUCCUUCCAAGUUAAUAUUCAGAUAUUUUUUUUCUUAUUUCUGGUCAAUAGUCCCGUUCGCGUAGUGAAUUGGUUUCUGCUGUCGUAUGUUUAAGUCAAAAUCUCAGCCAUCAUUAACGCGUGCAUAUUUGGAAUGUUUUGUUUCCCUUCUGAAGCCUAAAAGAAAAAAAAAAUGUUUUCAGUAUUUUUGCUCCCAUGUCCUAUUGAUCAUCACGUCUUUUGUCACGUCCUCUAUCUGCUUCUCGAAACCCUCCCCCACAGCCAUAAUGAAGUUCUCAUCUACUCCCAUUCACCUUUUCUCAUCUUUUCUUUUUUUCUUCCUCACUGAAGCUUUUUUUCCUCCCCCAUGCAUGAUCUGUUCUUUCACUCUCUUCCUGCUCACUCGGUUGUCAUUCAUUUUAUGUUGAGUCCGUUGCUCUCAUGGUAGUAAGUAUGGAAACGAGUUCACGGGCGUCUGUAGCUGAAGGUUAUUAGCAAUGCCUCCUCGCUUCCGCAGACACAUUUUCUAUAGCACCAGCACCUGUAAAUGUGUAUCUCUUUUUGAAGACCAAUAAAAACGAAAUGCAUUGA